Molecule: messenger RNA, 2649 nt
Organism: Hydra vulgaris (swiftwater hydra)
Lineage: Eukaryota; Metazoa; Cnidaria; Hydrozoa; Anthoathecata; Hydridae
Product: CCR4-NOT transcription complex subunit 3
Biological process (GO): nuclear-transcribed mRNA poly(A) tail shortening; regulation of DNA-templated transcription
Cellular component (GO): nucleus; P-body; CCR4-NOT core complex
Source: RefSeq, a predicted model, not a curated record
AAAACUUCUCGCAAACAUUUGCAUUUGAAAAGAAUACAGAAGAUUUUUAAGUCGAUUUGCUGUGUGGGUUAUCCAAAUGCUUUUUCUCCUCACUGUAUUUUGCCAAUCAUUUUGAAUAGUUGUUUUUAAUUAUGCUAUAAUAAAUGUUCAAUAAAUGGUAUGGCUGAUCGAAGGAAACUCCAAGGAGAAGUGGAACGGUGUUUGAAGAAAGUUAGUGAAGGUACUGAAGCUUUUGAAGAAAUUUGGCAGAAAGUUCAGAACGCAACAAAUUUAAAUCAAAAAGAAAAGUAUGAAGCUGAAUUGAAACGAGAAAUAAAAAAAUUACAGAGACUUCGAGAACAAUUAAAAACGUGGGCAACUUCAAGUGAUGUCAAAGAUAAAGAUUUGUUAAGAGAAAAUAGAAAACUAAUUGAAUUGCAAAUGGAAAGGUUCAGAGUUGUGGAGAAAGAAACAAAGACAAAAGCCUAUUCAAAAGAAGGCCUUGGUCAAGCAUUCAAAAUAGAUCCAGAAACAAAAGAAUUUGAAAGAUGCAGAGAAUGGCUAAAUGAAGCUCUCAAGAAUUUAGAUCUGCAGAUUGAUGCAUGUGAAUCUCAAUGCGAAGCGCUAUAUGCAGGUUCAAAGAAGAAAAAACUAGACAAAGAUAAGCAAGAUAGAGUAGAUGAGCUUGCUAUACGAAGAGAUAAACAUAGAUAUCAUAUAUCACAAUUAGAGCAUAUUUUAAGGCUGUUAGACAAUCAUUCACUGGAAGUUGAUGCUGUAAAUAAAGUACGUGAAGAUGUUGAGUAUUACAUUGACAAUUGUCAGGAGCCUGAUUUUGUUGAUGAUGAAGGUAUCUAUGAUGAUUUGGAUCUUGAUACUGAAAUUGAUUUGGAAUCAAGUCUUAAAUUUGAUAAUGACAAAGAUGAUGAUCAGGAUUUAGAUUCAUCUCCUUCAUCGUCAAUAAAUUCUGGGUUCUCAGGAGUCACUGGUUCUCCUUCAAAAUUAAUGUUGACAUCUCCAUCUAAAAAUACCAAAUCUUCUUCUUCACUUAAUCUUUCAAAUGGUGGACCAUGUUCUACGCCUUCAAAAAGAAACAUUUUUAGUGGUUAUUUUAAUACAUGUAGUAAUUCUGAUGUACCAACAUCUCAAGAUUCACAACCUCAUGUUAAUGGUCUCGAUCAUAUGGAUGAAUACAACUCAUAUAGCAAAAAUGAUUCUUUUACCACUGCAUCGCUUACAACACCUCUUUCUUCUAUAAAUACCGUGGCUGCUGUUUUAACACAGUCUACAGUCUCAGAUAUUCGACCUUCAAGUCCAGGUAACAAGAGUAUAUCAAGUACAGAUCAAAGUUUUGUGAGGCCUGCUCGAUACCAAACAGAAAGUUUGAAAUACCCAGAUAGAGGCAUAAACACAAGUAAUCCACAUUGGAGAAAAAAUAAUAGCUUAAAUGAUGUUGAGAACUUUUCUGAAACAGUUGUUUCAACAAAUUCUUUGCAUAAUUCUUUAUCAACUAAUGCUAUUGAACAGUUGAUGAGCAGUGUAGCAAAUGCUAGUCUCUCAUUUUCUUCUCGUCAAAAUUCAAGUACAUCGCUAUCAUCAAGUCUUUCACAACAACCAAAUGAUAUUUUUCAUUCCCAUCAUAAAAUGGAGGAGCAACAAGUACAACCAACUUUAGACUUUAAUAUGAAAGCUAGUAGUUUAUUUGGAACUUUAUUGAAUCAGAAUCCUGUUCUUUCUCAAAAAGCUAUUCCUGCUGAGAUGCAGGAAGUAUGUCUUCAGCCAGUGCAUGGUGUUGCUCCUCUUGGUCCAGUUUUAUUAACUCAGGAGCGUAUUUACCAAUUAAAAUCUCUAGAUGCUUCCUACCAUCAUCUUCCGCAAAAACAAGAUAGUGAAAAAAUGAGACCUUACAUCUCAAGAAGUGCAGUGCCAAUAGCAAACUAUCAUCUUCAUCAAGCUCCUCCAAAUAUCGACUCUAUUGAAUUUUUUCAGAGAUUAUCAACAGAGACAUUGUUUUUUAUAUUUUAUUAUCAAGAAGGUACUCGAGCUCAGUAUUUGGCUGCAAAAGCUUUGAAAAAGCAAUCGUGGCGUUUUCAUACUAAAUAUAUGAUGUGGUUCCAGCGACACGAGGAACCAAAGAGAAUUACGGAUGAGUUUGAAGAGGGAACUUAUAUAUUCUUUGAUUAUGAAAAAUGGAGUCAGCGCAAAAGAGAUGGAUUUACAUUUGAAUAUCGAUAUCUAGAAGAUAAAGACCUUCCUUAAUGUUAAAACAUUUAAUUUGCAAGAAGGUUUCGGACCGACAAAGCCUUAAUUAAGAAUUCGGUUUUAGAUCGACGAGUUUUUUUGAUCAAGUCGGUUUUGAUAACAGGAAACAGAAUUCCGCCUUGAAAAUAGAACGUUGAUUUUAUAUUUUUUACCGUCUUAGGGGUUUGGUAAAUAAGAAUUAUUUUUGGGAGAUGAAUUUUUUGGAUAGAUUGUUUUUCUCAAUAACAAAUUGUUUAUGGCCAUCCUUGGUGUUUACCUAGGUUAUUUCUUAUGAUACCCCUUUAUUCUACUAAGAAAAUAUCCUUUUGUUUCGAAUCAACGAAAUAAGACCGAUGCGGUUAAAAAAUUAUAUGACGUCAUGUUUGUUACCAUUGUAAAUAUGAAGUAUAAAUACAAAUUUGUUGUUUA